CUUUAGUAUUAUUUACUGUAAUCAAAGGUCUAUAAGACAUAGUAUGAUAAAAAGUUAUUUGUAACAAGUGUGUCCACCCCGUUCAAUUAAUUUGAAUUGUACAAGAAAAAUGAAAAAGGCUAAGAAAACUGAUCCCGAAAAACCUGGUAGUAAAGUUUCGUUUGAACAGCCAGAUAGUAAUAUGACUAGCGUUGCCAUAAAAAAGUAUGACGAACUUAUACGAUGUACAAAUGUAUUGGCUGAAGGCAUUGAAACUGAGUUUCUAAAGUUUGUUACCCAUCAAGACAAAUGUCGUGAAAAAUGGCAUGUCACUGAAGAAGAAAAUCACAUGAUGAAAAAAGAUAUGGCAAAAUAUAAGGCUGAAACAGAUACUUUAGUGGUAAAACUGAAGCAUGCAAGGAAUCAAUUAGAUUCUGAAAUGAGGAAGCGUUUAAAAGCAGAACAAUCAGUUGACCAUAUGGCUCGUCAACUUCAGUUAAUUAAAGAAUUGCUGCUGGAUAAAGAUAAUACACAUCAAUUGAGUUCUGUUGAUAGACAAGCACUUGCUCAAUCUUUGAAUAAUUAUAGCUCUGCAAACAAUAAUAGACAUGGGGAGGUGGGACUUAUGAACCAGAGCUACACAUUUGAAGAGUCUGGUAGUGUAUUAUCGCCAUCAGAUUACGAUAUGACAGAUGAUGAUAUAUUGGAUGAAACAGGAAGUUCUAUGGGACCGCACAAAGGAAAGUCUCACAAAAGGGGAAGACCAUCAGCUCCUUUGUUAGAGACAGAUGAGAUAAGUGAGGAUCCUGAAUAUAUUAAAAGGACUAGAGUUACAGAAGAGGGUACUCUGCAAAAGUAUAACAGAAGACGCAGGUUUCACAAGGUUUCUCAUGUUGUUGAAACUCAUGUGCAGUUAAAAGAAACAAGCCCACACAAAAAUCUUCACUUAACAGAUAGGCUUGAUCAUGAAUUUCCAAGACCUCCUCCACAGGAAAAGCGCUUACCUUCACGUCAACAUUUGAAGGAAUCUGCCACAAGCAGUGAAGUCACUGAAUUAAGCGAUGAUGCUAAAAGUAAUUCUGAAGCAGCUCCCAGCUUUACAUUAUCACGUUAUCGACAUCAACAACAACAACAACAACAACAAAAGACAAUGAUCAAGCAAAACACUAUAUCAAAUAUAUAUCCUAGCCUUGAUCAUCUCACAUCACCAAAGAAAAAGUUUAAUACAAUUUCCUCUCCUCGAAUGGCUCGCAAGGAACUGGCUCAUUCUUUUGUUACUAAGAUUGCAGUAAAAUUAGAAGCAUGUGGACCGUGCAAAAAAAAAGUUCGAUUUGGAAGUUCAGUUGCAAAGUGUAAAGAAUGCAAAGUUGUCUGCCAUCUUGAAUGUAAAGAUGAUGUUCCUUUACCUUGUCUUCCAAGUAGCAAUACGCCUGGAAGUAAAAAGCAGAAGGAAGGUACAAUUGAAUAUUAUUUGACCAAUAAAUCAAUGAAAGUUCCUCCCAUUGUUCAAAAUUGUAUUGAAGAAAUAGAGAAGCGUGGAUUAAAGGAAACAGGUCUAUACAGAAUUCCAGGUGCAGAGAAAGAUGUUAGAGAACUAAAAGAGAAGUUUCUUCGAGGAAAAACUCCUGACUUGAGCAAGUAUCACGAUGUUCACGUUAUAUGUGGAUGUCUAAAAGAUUUUUUAAGAGGUUUGAGUGAACCCUUAGUAACUUUUGGAUUGCACGAGUCUUUUAUUUGCGCCGCUGCUUUGAGUGACGAGGAUGAUAGUUUAAGUGCUAUGUACCAAUGUGUAAGUGAACUUCCACAAGCAAAUCGCGACACGUUAGCUUUAGUCAUAGUUCAUCUUCAGCAUGUUGCGCAAUCUCCUCAGACACAAAUGUGUAUUUCAAAUCUUGCGAAAGUUUUUGGUCCUACCAUAGUUGGUCAUCGAUCACAAAACCCAACUCAUAUGGAAAUGUUAGAAGAUAUUAAAUCACAACCAGAGGUUGUUUGUCGAUUGUUAGAGAUGCCUUCAGACUACUGGAAUCAGUUUAUUGGCAGCAACCCUGCUUCAAAAACUCCUCCUUAUAAUCCCGGGUAUUUUACUGCCACACCUACUACACCUGAGCGGAAACCUGAAGUUUUUUCAGAGAGUCGUUUAGGACCUUACAACAAAGAAAAUAAUGAUCCCCGGAAAUUUUCCGCUAUGACUCCAAAAGUAAAAUCGAGUAAAGACUCAAAGCGCCAGUACUUCAAUUCACCCUCGUAAUAUAUAUUUAAAAGUUUCUUAAGGAAAGAAUUAAAAACUGAUACGAGAAUGUCGGUGAAUAAUUCGAUAACAUUGCGUAAAAUUGCCUAUUAAAUUUGAAAAUUUAAAAGACUCCUUGGAAUUAUAAAAAUAGCAUGUUAAUUGCGUUUUGUUCUUUUAUAAGAAUAAUAUCAAGAAAGCUCUUUCGGGUUUUAAAAUAUUCUUUUCACUUUGUUUUUUUUAUAUCGCUUUUGAUCCAAUCAUGAAAUUUAAAACUUUUUAGAGAUUUUAAAAUUUUUCAAAAUUUUACUGUCCUCCAUAUUUUUAUAAGUAUAAUUUUAGUUAAAGUGUUUAACUUAACAAAUUUUUUAUGAGUUAAAAAUUUUGAGAUUCUUCAUCAGUUUUAAAACCCUUACUUUACUAAGGUAAU
Hydra vulgaris (swiftwater hydra) is the source of this 2636-nucleotide messenger RNA. RefSeq names its product rac GTPase-activating protein 1. Gene Ontology annotation, molecular function: GTPase activator activity. NCBI's taxonomy places the organism in Eukaryota, Metazoa, Cnidaria, Hydrozoa, Anthoathecata, Hydridae. The record is from RefSeq and is a predicted model, not a curated record. Gene Ontology annotation, biological process: mitotic spindle midzone assembly; mitotic cytokinesis; Rho protein signal transduction. Gene Ontology annotation, cellular component: spindle midzone; centralspindlin complex; cleavage furrow.